AUGGAGUCGCACGAUGGGGGCUCGGAUGCCCUCCACGCAACGGUCCAUCCACUCAAGAUAUUCGAUCUUGCAAAAUCCCAAGGACGCUAUCUAUACGCCUGUGCACCUAUGGUGCGGUAUAGCAAGCUUGCCUUUCGCCAAACAGUCCAGCACUAUGGCACCGACUUGUGCUGGUCGCCCAUGAUUCUGGCCAAGGAGUUCAACCGGAACCAAUUUGCACGGGACAGCGACCUGACCGUGUCCACGAGGGGGCCGCAACCACACACAAUUGUGCAGUUCGGAUCCAACUCGCCGCUGGAGCUCUCGCGGGCCGCGAGUCUGGCGGUCCCGUUUGCCGGCGGCGUGGACCUCAACUGCGGAUGCCCGCAGUCGUGGGCGUGCGCCGAGACGCUGGGCGCGGCGCUCAUGGAACGCCGCGAGCUGGUCCGCGACAUGGUGGUCGAGACGCGGGCGCGGCUGCGGCGCGACGGCUGGGCCGUGGACCGCGACGCCUCGGUCGACGACCCGCGGGGCCGCAGCGUCAGCGUCAAGAUUCGUGUGCACAAGGACCUCCGCCGCACCAUGGAUUUCAUCACCACGGUGCUGGGUGACACUAGCAGCGGCGGCGGCAAUAACCGCAAUAUUGACUGGCUGACCAUUCACCCGCGCACGCGGAGCACACCGUCGAGGACACCAAUCAGCGUUGAGGCUCUCGAGAUCUUGACGGAAAAGUAUGGUCGUGAUGUACCCAUUCUGGUCAGCGGCGACGUCUUUACCCUCAGCACCCUUCCCUACACAUCCCAUCUCGUCGAUCCGGCCCCGACUUUUACCUCGACGGCGCACGUCUCCGAGGCUGGCGAGAUGCACAAACAAGACCAACAGCAGACGAGAACAAAGCCAAACUUGCCCAACUUACGCGGCCUCAUGUCGGCGCGCGCCUUGCUGGCGAACCCGGCCCUUUUCGCAGGAUAUGAGACGUGCCCCUGGGAGGCCGUCGAUGUGUUUCUGGAAAAGGUGGCCAAGGCACCACUGCCGCUCAAGCUGGCUGUCCACCACCUAGGCGAAAUGACAGGGCCCGGAUAUGGACCCGAUAAAAAGGCACUGCUAGGCAAGAAGGAAAGAAUAAAGCUGGUGGAAUGCUCCAACUGGAUCGAUGUUUUAGAUACACUCGAGGAGUUGCGACGGAGCAAAGGAUGA
This is a messenger RNA of Pestalotiopsis fici W106-1, 1176 nucleotides long. RefSeq lists its product as uncharacterized. The coding region runs from base 1 to 1176 and encodes 391 amino acids. Lineage: Eukaryota; Fungi; Ascomycota; Sordariomycetes; Amphisphaeriales; Sporocadaceae. The record is from RefSeq and is a predicted model, not a curated record. Gene Ontology annotation, molecular function: tRNA dihydrouridine synthase activity; flavin adenine dinucleotide binding. The transcript is spliced from 3 exons. Gene Ontology annotation, biological process: tRNA processing.